Molecule: messenger RNA, 1737 nt
Organism: Symbiodinium sp. CCMP2456
Lineage: Eukaryota; Dinophyceae; Suessiales; Symbiodiniaceae
Source: the annotation of a GenBank genome assembly
AUGGCUCCCGAGGAUCGAUCUCGCCACCAGGCCUUCGCCACCUGGGUCGGCGCCCGGGUGACCGACGACAUCGGACCGGACACAGAGCUCUUGGUCGCGCGGAAGGUGAGCUUGCGGCCGGACUCCAAGUACCAGGCAGCGCUGGCCUUGCGACUGCCCAUCGUGAGGCCGAGCUACGUCAAGGCCCUCUGGGACGAGCAGCAGCUGGUGGACAAAGAGCCGCAUUUCCUGCCGCCCUUGGCCGGAUUGGCUAUCAACUUUGGGCCCAUUCAGGACCAGGUUUCGCCGGAGCUGCGGAAGCGGGCCGAAGCCUCCGGUGCUGUCAUCACGACCCUAGACAAGGCGGAGGUAGUGAUCGUGACGGAUGCCUCCAAGCCAAUUUACCAGGAGGGCCGGUCCCUGGGCCUCCUUUGUGCGCCCCCGCUCUGGCUCGAGCGGUGUCUGCAGAUCCGCUGCUGCCUGACCAUCGCCGGAGAGCUGGAGGUACCCCAGGCAGGCGUCCCCUUGGGCGGGAGCGUCGAGGCAGAAGUCUCGACCAUCUUGCACGGUUGUGUACUAUGUUUGGUGUAUCUGCCCCCAGGGAAGGAGCGUGAUGACGCAGCCGAAAGGGCCUGGCGUUGUGGGGCAUGGACCACCUUGGAAGCCAAGGACCCGGCCAUCACCCACGUUCUAUUCGAUGUCGUCCCUCGCGUCCUGGUGCAUGUGUCGAUGCCGGUCGAUGAGGCGCUAGGAGUGGAGUUUGUGGACGUCCGCUGGCUCGACGCAUGCGUGGAGACGGGGAAGCGAGCUGAGGAGAACCAUUUCGCAAGGCCACGGGUGGCCUACAACCCGACCUGCGAUAUCGCCUACCCUGCUGCGCUCCAGUCGGACUUGUCCGCCUCCAGCAUGAAGGUACGGAGAGUCGAGAGCAGCGCUGCCCUCGAGGAAGUUACCACGAAGAGCACCCAACUGGUCGAGGCCCCGGCCGCCGCCCAACCGGAGAUCAGAGGUGGGCUGAAGCCUCCGCUGUCCGGCCUCACCGUCCGCAUCACGGCCUUGGACGACUCCAAGCAGAGCUGCCGGGAACGGCAGCGCCUUCAGGAGAUGGCACACGGCCUGGGCGCCACUGUCGCGGAUCAACGGAGCCGUCUCGCGGACAUUACGCACUUCGUGUGUGUGGUUCCGGAUCGCUUGGAAGCUGGCCUGGCAGAGAAAGCUCGGAAGCGGCAGAUCCACAUAGUGGCCGUGCACUGGUUGCUGGACUGCAAUCGGCACGGCAGCCGACAGCCAGAAGCGCGCUACAGCAUGAGAGACGCCGCGCCGUUGCCCACGCAAAGCGAGCCCUUGCUGGAAGAUGCCGUUACCAAGGCGAGCCCCUGUGUCGCCGCCACCGUCCUUGCCAAGUGCGACAUCCUGGUGUCUCCCUGGGCCCUAGGUGUGGAGCCGAAGCUGACGCAGAUGGCCAAGGAGCUGGGGGCCACCUCGGUGCGGACCUGGAGAACGCCCGCGGAGCUGCGGUCCCUGCUCCAGGCAUCCUCGGAAGGCCAAACCCGGGCGGUGGUGGUGGAGAAGGACGAGACGAGGCAAGGAUCUCUGGAAGGAUGCGUAGAGAAGUGGACGCCCGAGCUCCGCAGCAUCUUUGUGCAGCCGAGUUGGCUCUCAGAGACCUAUUCACAGCGGCGGCGGCUUCCCCUCAGCUCCUUCGCAGCCUUCUCCGGCGCAGAAGAUACAGAGUCUCCGCUCCGUGUGGCUCCAGAG